UUUUUAGUCAAAAACUUACUACUUGGGGCUUAUGAGAGCUGAGUUUUUUUCUGCUACAGUGAUUCCUAGACAGCAACUCCUUUUGUUGUUCACUUCAAUCUACAAAAAUUGUUUCCUGUUCGGCAACUAAAAUUCAGCACUCCAGAAUGCACAGCUCAUAAUACUUUGCAAUGCAUCCUUGAACACUCUAUGCCUGAACUGAGCUAUUGCCAUCAAAUUCUUGAUUCAAAAAACCAUGUCGUGUUCCGUCGCGGUAUCAAGGUCCCCGAUCUUCUCUCCUUCCUCGUCUUUCUUCUGUAACAAAACCUCAAUACUUUCUCCGUCAACGGAGGCUCUUAAUUUGACUUUAACCCACCUCAAAUCCACAUCUUCUCCUUCUUCUCCGUCUCCGUCAUCUUCGCCUUCAUCACCGUUUCGUAUAAGGAUUCAAAAAACGUCAUUUGGGUCACUUCUCUCAUCCUCAUCUCCGUCUUCUUUGGGUUCCGGUGCGGGUUUUGGUCCCGAGUCGGUUUUGAAGAGGAAGAGGCCGACUAGACUAGAUAUACCGGUGGCGACUGCGAUGGCCUUUACGGCUCCGUUGAUGGAGAGCCAGGGGUGUAGAGAGAUGGAGAGUGAAGGUGAUGGGUAUUCUGUUUAUUGUAAAAGAGGGAGGAGAGAAGCUGGGUUUCGACGCACCCAGCAAUGCUAGUCGCGCGAACCCAGCUAGCGACGCUGGGUUCUUGUUUUUUCAAUUUUCUUUCUAUUUUCAUUUUCAGUUCUUGAUAAAUUUGAGAGUUGAUUUACAAUUUGAUUGCAUUUUUCUUAGAAUUGGAUUAGAGUUUGAUUGCAUUUUUGUUGGAAUUGGAUUAGAGUUUGAAUGAUAUUGUUUAUUGAAGGGUUAAUUUGAUUUGAUGAGAUCUACUUGCUUGAUGAACUCAGUGGCUUUAAUGAAACCAAUAACUGAGU
This is a messenger RNA of Rubroshorea leprosula, 945 nucleotides long. The record is from the annotation of a GenBank genome assembly. NCBI's taxonomy places the organism in Eukaryota, Viridiplantae, Streptophyta, Magnoliopsida, Malvales, Dipterocarpaceae.